AUGCCACUGACAGAACUGCUCGAUGUCCCCAACGAGGUUCUUUAUGAGAUUGCAGGAUAUCUUGACCCAGCGGGUCUUAAUUCAUUCCUCCGGUGCAAUCGACAUUUAGCACUUCUCCUAGGGCCAUGUCUACAUAAGAUUGCCCUAUCCCCAAAGAAUGGGCACUCGGUGCUCUUUGAAGCAGCAAUGCAGAGUAAAUACAAAUUGGUCGAAUACAUAUUAAAGAACCAAAUUGACGCCGAUAUUAAUAUGGAAGGCUUACCCAUAAAUCUUCCAGUAGCCCGACCCAGAUGGCUCGACUCUAUCGCCGACUGCACGACAUCUCUUCUUUGCUAUGCUGUGAGGUACCACCAUUUUGGAAUUAUCAAGACUUUGGUCGAGAAAGGUGCGCGCAUACCGACCCAGGAGGAGCUCAAAUAG
Messenger RNA from Morchella sextelata, 420 nucleotides. RefSeq lists its product as uncharacterized. The record is from RefSeq and is a predicted model, not a curated record. The transcript has a single exon. Bases 1 to 420 code for a protein of 139 amino acids. NCBI's taxonomy places the organism in Eukaryota, Fungi, Ascomycota, Pezizomycetes, Pezizales, Morchellaceae.